UCAUCGGAGCCUGUUGUUGGUCCCCUCUGUCUUCAAAUGGUGCAUUCACUGUCUCAUGAGGCCAGCUGGCUACUGAGACAACCGCUGGAGGUGGCAUCAGUCCCACUGAAGGCUAACAGACAGAAACUACAGCUACUCUGUAAAAAGUUAGUGGAGGUGGAUAUGUCAUCCGUCAGUCCAUUCCCAGACAAAGACAGCCUCAAAACUCUCCCAGAGAUGCUGGUAAAAGCAGAGAGGACCUGUGAGGAGCUGCAGCGGGCUGCAUCCAGGCUGGAGGGCUGUUUGGCAGAGCUGGACCACUGGAGCUCAGAGGCUCUGGACUGUUACCAGCUCCUAAAGGAGAAAGAGCACAGAGGACACUCUGCACUGGAAUCUGCAGCUAAAGGUUUGAUCUCUCGAGGCCUGCAGCUGGAGAACCAAGUUGUGACUGAUGGACAGAUGCUGCAGGACCUUGUGGGCCGAGUCCAGAAAACAUCUCCUCUGCAGCACCUCAGUACCUCUGGCAUGCAGCACAGGAUCUCAGAGACAGUUUCCAACUGCCAGGAGAUUCUUGGAAUGUUUAGCUCCCUUGGGUUUAGGCCACAUGUUGGUGAAGCUCCUGAGAAGCAGCCACCUUUGGAAACAGCCCAUCAGAUGCAAAAACAAGCACAGACAGGGUUACUUGUUGUGGCCAGAACUAAACAUGUAGACCAGGUUGGGAACGUUAAGCUGCAAACCCAGGACCCAAAACAACAUUCUUUUCAGAUUCCAUCCCCGACACCUCAACCGAGGACAAGAGGACUCCAAGGUCAACCUAAAAAUUACACCCAUUCCCAGAGCACAAAACAGUCAGUCAUUGUCAUACCCCAUGUCAAAAUCCAAAUGCUGCCUCAAUCUGUAAACAAAGUUGAAUCAGAGGCUAUGAUCCGGUCACAAUCAUUCUUCAAAUUCCCCGCUCAAGCUUCAAGUUCAAGUCAAAAUGAACAACCUCUGACCCAAACUCCUGUUGGACCAAAGUCUCCGAAAAGUCCACUUCUGUCUAAACCCACACAAAGUACAGUCACAGAGGAAAAGACGGGCUUGUCCCCCUCACAAACUCACAAAUUCCAGCCUAAAUCCAGAACAAGAGAGCAACCAAACACUUCACAGAGUAAUAAAACGUCUUUACAGCCACCAGUUAUGGUCCGCAGUGAAGUUCAUUCAAAGGCCCAGUCAAUGGCGAAGAGCAGGCUGGAGAAGGCCAGGUUUCGUUUGCAGGGACGCAUCCAGCAAGCAAUCAAAUUAUUUGGCGGCAAAGAGAUUUCAGAGGCGCAAGCCAAGAAGAAACAGAGGGCUUUAAAGAUUCUGCAGCCUGCCUUCCUUGAGGAGUUCCUGGUUGCAGUGGAGGGUUAUGGGGCCUUCUGCUCGGGGCCCCAGCUCCAGGACUUGAUACUCCUCACUGACUCAGUCCGAAAGCAGUGGGAGGUAUGA
This is a messenger RNA of Thunnus maccoyii (southern bluefin tuna), 1449 nucleotides long. RefSeq lists its product as uncharacterized. NCBI's taxonomy places the organism in Eukaryota, Metazoa, Chordata, Actinopteri, Scombriformes, Scombridae. The record is from RefSeq and is a predicted model, not a curated record. The transcript is spliced from 6 exons. The coding region runs from base 37 to 1449 and encodes 470 amino acids.